Molecule: messenger RNA, 1833 nt
Organism: Aplosporella prunicola CBS 121167
Lineage: Eukaryota; Fungi; Ascomycota; Dothideomycetes; Botryosphaeriales; Aplosporellaceae
Exons: 5
Coding region: 1-1833 (610 amino acids)
Biological process (GO): cellular response to heat
Cellular component (GO): cytoplasm
Molecular function (GO): ATP binding; protein binding; ATP hydrolysis activity
Source: RefSeq, a predicted model, not a curated record
AUGUCUUCCUCCUUUGCUGGCGUCACCGAUCUCAACCAUGUGAAGUGGAUCCCGAAGCCAAAGGCAGGCGAACCGGCACUGACAGCGACUGUGGUCGCAAAGGUCACGCAGACCACGGCUCACCCUGCGCCCGCUCUCAGCGACACGCUGGCUCCGUCUACUGCUAAGGUGACUCCAGCUCGGAAUCUGGCUCCCCAAGUGGACCGUAACGCUUUUGACACGUUUCAACUGCCGAAGCUGUCACUGAAGGAUCAGACGGCACCCAAGUCGUUCAAUGCAGCCAUCCUGUCUGCUGCUAUCCAAUGCGGAUGUUCGAUUGAUGCAAUUAGCGCGUACUUGGAGAGUUACGAUCAUGUAACCAUUCGCACUGAAAUCAACGCCCCUGUCGAGGGUCUAUGUACGGCUUUGUUCUAUGCCAUUGAGCGCAAUGACACUCAGUGUGUUACAUUGUUGCUUCAACAUGGUGCCAACCCAACUAUCCCUUCCUUCCAAAUGCCUGCUUUGGGGUUUGCCAUCAUCAACGGAAAGCAAUCUCUGAGCAACCCGCUAGAUGUCAUAAAGACGUUACUUGCGUAUGGUGCGGAUGCAAAGGCUAUUCCUUUUGUCAAACCCUCCACAGCCGGUUGGAAGGCGGCUUGCAUCUCAGCAAUGAACAUCUCCCAGGAGUUCUUUAUUCAUCGCGCCAAGGUUAUUCCGAAAACCAAUAUGCGUACGAAGCAGCUUGCUAGGGCACAUGGAAUGACAGAGCUUCUCAACCUUCCAUACUUCCUCAUCGGCCAGAGCCACGCAACCACACUCAUCAAGGAUAACGUGGUCUCAUACGUAACACUGGAAGGCCGUGAGCCUCUUGUGAUGGCUUUCUCGGGACCUUCAGGCCAUGGCAAGACGGAGCUGGCACAACAGAUGGGAAAGCUUUUAUCUGUGGAUACGACUGUAGUCGACUGUGCCCAGAUGAAGCAUGAUACUGACCUUUUCGGCGCUCGCAAUGGUUACCAGAGGUCAGACGAAGGUUCUCAGCUGAACAACUUCCUCGCCGAGAAUGAUGGAAAGUGUUCUGUAGUCUUCCUCGAUGAAUUCGACAAGACCUCAAAGGAGAUUCUCCACUCCCUACUGCUUGUGUGCGGCUCAGGUGCAUACUAUGACCGACGCAACAAUACCAGAGUUGACUGCUCCAAGACCUUGUGGAUUCUAGCCACCAAUCUGGGCGACAAAGAGAUCGAAAGGUUCUACAACGAGCAUAUGAAGAAGAAGCCUGAAGAAGAGAGAGAGACAAUAUACGAGAUCCGUGGGUUGUUCACCAAAAAAUUCGGUGCUCCUUUUACAGGACGUAUCAACGUCGUGGUACCUUUCCUUCCAUUCAACGAGACUGAGUGCGCUAUCGUCACCCAUAAGUUUCUCCUGGACUUUGUCGAUGAAGUCCGUCAAGACAUUGAAAUCCGCCCGGAUGUCAAGCGCUAUGUCGGCCAUUGCCACUUCGACAUUGGUGAUGGCACAGACCUCGUUCGUCAUAUCGCAAAAACAUCAUAUACGCCUGAGCUUGGUGCCCGUUCUCUUCGCCAGGCUGUCAACAACGUCAAGCUUAAAUUUAUAUUGGCUUACCUCAAUGAUGAUGGUGGGAAGCUCAUCACUGAUGAGACCAACGAAAGUCCGCUUCAGCGCUUCGUUCCUCGUCUGAUUACGCACUCAGGUGGCUCGAAGGAGAUUGUCGUGCUUGCAGAGCCACUCAAAUGCAAGCCUGUUUUGGACAGUGAUAGUUCUCAGGGUAGCACUACUGUUUCCAUGACUGACUCCGACGACAGUGACGACGAUGUCAUAAUGCCUCUAAGGUUUUGA